GCCCUGCUGCAUUGUGGUCCGGCCCGGCCGGUGGCGGCGGCGGCAGCGCCGAGCGAAGAUGGCUGAGAAGCAGCCGCAGAAGCACGACGGGCGGGUGAAGAUCGGCCACUACGUGCUGGGGGACACGCUGGGGGUCGGCACCUUCGGCAAAGUCAAGAUUGGAGAACACCAGCUCACACGGCACAAAGUAGCGGUCAAAAUUUUAAAUAGGCAAAAAAUUCGCAGUUUGGAUGUGGUUGGGAAGAUCAAACGAGAAAUCCAAAAUCUGAAGCUUUUCCGACACCCCCAUAUUAUCAAAUUGUACCAGGUCAUCAGCACACCAACAGAUUUUUUCAUGGUAAUGGAAUAUGUGUCUGGUGGGGAAUUGUUUGAUUACAUCUGUAAACAUGGACAUGUUGAAGAGGCCGAAGCCAGGCGUCUUUUCCAGCAAAUUCUGUCAGCUGUAGAUUACUGUCAUCGGCAUAUGGUAGUUCACAGAGACCUGAAACCAGAGAAUGUGCUGCUGGAUGCAAACAUGAAUGCCAAGAUUGCUGAUUUUGGACUGUCCAACAUGAUGUCAGAUGGCGAAUUCCUGCGAACCAGCUGUGGCUCACCCAACUAUGCAGCACCAGAAGUCAUCUCUGGAAGAUUGUAUGCUGGCCCAGAGGUUGAUAUCUGGAGCUGUGGUGUUAUUCUCUAUGCCCUCCUCUGUGGGACUCUUCCUUUUGACGAUGAGCAUGUCCCAACCCUCUUUAAAAAAAUCCGUGGAGGUGUCUUCUACAUUCCCGAAUACCUCAACCGUUCAGUUGCCACCCUCCUUAUGCAUAUGCUGCAGGUGGAUCCACUCAAACGAGCAACCAUCAAGGACAUCCGAGAACACGAGUGGUUCAAACAAGAACUGCCCAGUUACUUGUUUCCAGAGGACCCUUCGUACGACGCCAAUGUCAUUGACGACGAUGCCGUGCGGGAAGUUUGUGAGAAAUUCGAGUGCACUGAGUCGGAGGUGAUGACCAGCCUGUACAGUGGGGAUCCUCAAGACCAGCUUGCGGUCGCUUACCACCUUAUUAUUGACAAUCGGAGAAUCAUGAACCAAGCCAGUGAGUUCUACCUUGCUUCCAGCCCUCCCACUGGCUCUUUCAUGGAUGACACUAUGCACAUCCCUCCGGGGGUGAAGCCCCACCCGGAACGGAUGCCUCCUCUCGUAGCAGAUAGUCCCAAAGGAAAGUGCCCCUUGGAUGCACUGAAUACCACUAAGCCAAAGCCAUUGACUGUGAAAAAAGCCAAGUGGCAUUUAGGAAUACGGAGUCAAAGCAGGCCUUAUGACAUCAUGGCUGAAGUCUACCGUGCUAUGAAACAGCUAGAUUUUGAGUGGAAGGUGGUGAAUGCCUAUCAUCUUAGAGUCCGUAGAAAGAAUCCAGUGACGGGAAAUUACGUGAAAAUGAGUUUGCAGCUUUAUCAGGUUGACAAUCGCAGCUAUCUGUUGGACUUUAAAAGCAUUGAUGAUGAUGUCAUGGAGCAAAGGUCAGGCUCUUCUACACCUCAGCGCUCCUGCUCUGCAGCCCGCUUGCACAGACCGAGGCUGAGUCUCGAUUCUGCCACCGCCGAUUGCCAGUCACUUCCUGGGUCUCUCAUGGGCUCCUUGACCGGGAGCAUGACCUCUGUGACACCUCGUCUCGGUAGCCACACCAUGGAUUUCUUUGAAAUGUGUGCCAGUCUCAUCAUGGCACUGGCUCGCUGACAGGUAUCACCCAGAAGCUUGAUUUCUUUGCAAAAGCUGCAUGUAAAAGGGUCAUUUGGGCACGUGCAGCAAGGAACCUAAUCCUUGAAGUAGAAAUCCCAGAUUCAGUACCCAGAAUAUAUGAAGUAUAUUAAGGAAAGUAGGCAAAUGUGUUCGAUUUUAUGUAUGUAAUCCUUAUUGCAGAAUUUGCUUCAUUCUUUUUGCAAGGAAUUUGGAAUAGUUGUGCUAGAAGUUACGGUAGAAGUGGAGGUAGAAAGCAGUGAAGGAGGGCUUUGGGCCCGUUGUCCAACAGCUGGUCACUGUCCAGUCUCAUCGCUUGCCACACUAAGCUUCAAUUAUGCAGGAAACAGCAUCGUCUGCCAAAAAUCUGAAAAAUGUCUCCAGUCACAGAAUCCACAGUGCCCCCGCCAGUGUAAACAUAUCAGUGCAAUAAUUUCCUGAAUACUUGAGUAUUUCUCCAAAGGAUUCCGGGGAAAAAAACGAUUUCAGAAAAUGUAUACUUUCUGAUGGGGUUGCUUUUCACUUUACGCAUGUGGAAGAAAUUUUCAGCUUUGCUGUUCUUUCGCCUACUGUUACAUGUAAAACCACCUUUUGUAGAAGGACCGUAGCUUGAUGAGAAGUGCAAUUUUUGAAUGUUUCCAAUCCCACAUAUCAACUAUUUACAGGUUUUCGUCUCGGGCAUCUCUGGCUAGGAAAUAUUUGGUGACAGGCCUCUGUGGCCAAGCUGCAGUGUAACAUUCUCUCUCCCUUCCCCAUUCCCCACCUCGCGGAAGCGCUCUUUGAAUGUUCAGAAAUCAACAGGAAUCUUUUUCCCUGCUCAUAGAUUCAUAUGAAUGAACAGCUGCAGCCUACAAGUGCAUCCCUCCAUUCUAAGCACACUCUUGUAAAGUAACACACCGCAGCAGGGAAAACCCACCAUUUCCUAAAACAGCGGAGAGCAGGAUUUAAAUCUUGCUGGCCAUUAUAGUCAGCCACAAAAUAAGAGAGAGAAUCAGCUAUUACCAUUGAGGAACAAUGUGUAUUUAUACAUCCAUCCGAUGUAUAAAUAAGCCCUUUGAUUUAGUCCUUUCCUGAUUUCUGUAUACUCUUAACAUAGUUUUGAUUACUGCUAGGGUGCCUCACACCCUUGUAGAGAGUUGUAGAUCAUGGGUGGCUAACCUGAGGCCUUCCAGAUGUUGUUGGACUCCAGCCCUAAUUGCUGUGACCGAGAAUGAGGGGACCUGUUGCCCUCCCCAAAAAAGGUGGAGGACUGCAGGUUAGCAACCCCUGCUGCACAUCCUCAAAAGACAAAUCUGUUAGAAUGAAAUAGAUGGGUCAGUAUGCAGAGUGCAAGGCUGUAAUUAUACAGCCACAGUGCUAACAAGGUGCACAAAAGGACAAAGGCGUAUAUAAUAUAUGCCUGCAGUGCAUGUACCAGACCCACCUCGCCUUCUCUCUUGCUGCCCAGAAGUGACAGAUGGGUGUGUGUGCAUGCAUGUAUCCUUGGCUUCCCCCCUCUUCGGAUAUUAGGUAGGUAGUGACCCCCCUCUCCCAAAUCUCCUAGCUGGCGAUCACUAGAAGUCAGUCAGCACUUGAAUGCUGGUAAAAGCCUUUUGUGACAUGGUUACACAGGGCUGCCAUCUCAUUUAGUAAACAUCCCACAGCAAGAUUUUUUCACAGCUUUAAUUAAAGUUUUGCAUUUGGGUGUUUCUGUUCCCUCCAAAGGAAUUCUUUCCUCUACAGCCUUUCAUAACUAUUUUGUGCUCACUGCUGUUCAUUGUCCUGGGCUUGUUAAGCUCAGACCACCUACUAUAUCCCAUAAGCAAUACUCGCAGCCUGCUCCUAAUCACAUUAUUAGUCUUCCAUCAAUCAUUGCAGCCCCUGCCUUGUACCAAAAACAUCAAAGCGCAAGGCCUGUGUAUUUAAAUGAGGAGCAAUCAUUAACCCCAUGGCAGCUGUAGAGCAGAUAAAGAUUGCUGUAACCAUCUAUGUAAAACUCAUAAUAGUGGGAUGGGGGAGACAAAAUUAUACCUUUCUUCAGGAGUAAGGUCCUUUGAUAACACCCUUGUUCUCCAGCAUAAAGCAAGAUAAUUAGAGAGUGUAUUGAGCAAUACAGCAGGAAAGAGGGUAAUGGAUAAAAUUAGGAGCAUUAAGGUAAAGAAUCAAAUGAAGAAUAUCCUGGCUCGCAAGAUGAAUGGACCUCCGUUCAGGACUGAGCCUGGGUGUUUUUUUUCCUGCUGCGGCUCCCCCCCCCCCAAAUAUCUCCUUGAUCCUGAUUCCAACACAGAUCUUCAUCAGCAUAACCUCUUCAAGAAAUGACUUUUUAAUUGUAAACAGAUACAGGCAUUGGCAGGAUUAUUGUAAUAACCUGCAGUUUCAUAAGAGAACCGGUAUAUAUUUAAAGUAGAUGAGUAAAAGAAUAAGUUAACUUAGAAUAUGCAGGGAAUGAUAAAAAUAAAAUUAAGGAAUCUCAGAAAGAGGAGGAAGAAAGUCGAGUUCUGAAAUGUUAGAAUAAUUGUAAAACUAUUGAAAUGUAUAUAACUGACAAUCAUAAAAAGGGCUUUAAAAUGUUUAAUCCAUGACCUUGAAAACCAAACCAAAUAAGUUUUUAAAAAUUCAGAUACGGGAGUGCAUUUCUUGUCGCAAGGCCCAGCUGGUCCGCAUUCUGCUACACAGCCAGCUGUGGGAGCAAGAGCAGGGCAGAUUGUGCUUGCCAUAAAGGCUAGACAAUCUGUGUCCAACCGAUAAAGACCAGGCAUUCAGUGCUCAGGAAGAACCCGUUGCUCCCACGCCCUCUUGUCUUUUGAAACACAUUAAUCUGUCCUAAGAGAGAUAACUAGGAAUCCACAGUGGACUCAACCCCUCAAGGUGUGUACUUUGUCUGGGACUUGGGUCAGGCUUCUGUAAUCCCCAAGAUCUGAAAAUUUACUCAAGAGUCAGGAGUGUUUCCCAGUCUGCUCCUUUUCCCUCUACAGUUAGAUCGCCAACAUCUUUCAGUGCUUGAACCAUCAUUAUGUUGUCUUUUGCCCCCUUCUUUCUCAAUUCACCUUGUUGCUUCCAACCAGGUCUUCACAUCUGCUAAAAAUAAGACACGCAGCUCAUUGUUUCCAUACCUCGCCCUCCGUGACCUUUUCCUCUAUUCAGACUUCUGUUGAAUUAUAAACACAUCAGCUUCCGCUUUCCUCCUUCCUAAUGACUGAGCCAAAGCUAGUCCAACAUAGAGCUGCAGUGGGACAAGCUUUGUGUCUUGAAUGUUUUCUGACCGCGUGUAGUGUGCAUUCUUCAGUAGGGCAGCUGGCAGAUCACUUUUGAAUGUUGCAGUGCAUCGGCCAUGCUGACCCAACGUCGGUUUGCCAUCUCAGGAUGCGCUUUCUUCACAAAUGGCGUACGGUUGGCCCUGAAGUAGCCCUUCACAGUGGUGGGCUGUGCUGUUUCAUUAGGCGCAAAAAAAAAGGUAUUUCAUACUCCACAAAUCACAGGUGCUCAAGGUAUCACAACUGAAUGAGAAAUUAUAAUACAGAGGGAGGCUGCACCGGACAGACUUGUCAUUACACUGACCAAAAUAUAUCUUGGCAGCCUCAUGUGGGGUUCCCUGCAUGGUACAGGCCAGUGCCCUUGAGGUCUAAGGAGUUUGUACGAGUUUUGCAUUUCAGUUCAAAUGUUUUUCCUAGUGACAAAGAGGCUGGCUAUUCCCGGCCCCCCUCAACAGGACAACAGCCGAAUUUAACUUUCUAAUAUAAGAGCGGAUAGAAUCCCUUCCGUGUGCUGUUUCAUGGAAGCUGGAAUGUAAAUUUGACAAUACUGUUUUAGACCUCAGGGCUUCAAUGUACCUCCAAAGCUUAAUUGACUGUGACCUCUACUGAUAUCCUGAUAAAGCAGGAAUAACUUGUGUUUUAUUGUUCCUUUUCUGCAGGAUAGCUGAAGGAAUCAGGUUUACUAAAUUUGCAAUAACGCAUCAUUUUUAAAGGGUAAAAACCUUGCUUUUAGGAUGACAAAGCUAUAGCUUGUGUGGAUGUUGCAGUAACAUUUUUUGGGGGGGGGAGAUUUUUAUGUCACUUUGCUCUCAGUAAGUAUUAGCUGCUUUUAAUUUCAUAGUGCGCUUGAUAUCAAUUCCCUGAUAAACUAAAAGGAAGCAGAAUAGGCUCCAAGUCAAGACAAGAGGGCCAAAAAACUACACUGGGGCCAUAAACAGUUAUAUAAUAAUAAUAAUAAUAAUAAUAAUAAUAAUAAUAAUAAUAAUAAUGGGAGAACAGUUGGCACAGCUUUAGUCAAAAGCCUCUGUAGGAAAACAUUUGCCAAACAUGUUGUGAAGUCUUCUCCAUCAUUGUUACAGCAUCGUUUUAUCAAAACGGCUGUUCAGUUUCCCGUUUGUUCUAAACUACUGCAGGAUAUUCAGUUUCCUAGGAGGCACUAUGGCUUACUUCACACAGUCAUAUGAAAGGAAUCGCCUUGACUGAAGGAGGAGCAGGCUGUACCGCUAGCCCUGCCCACCCAACAUUGCACAGCAUUCCUGUCCCAGGCACUGAACACAGGCAUGUAAGUAGGGGAAAGCCUUUGUGCGCACAUCUCUACAUGUCUAGGCUCCCCCAAGCACCCCGCCCAUCCACCCAUGCUCAGUGUGUGGAUGCCAAUGUGGGUAAGCUGUGCAGCAUCAGGGGCUAAUCUCGCAGAACCCCUUCACGUGACUAAUACAUGAAAUACAGGCUAUAUUCUGUGCAAUUCUGCUCCUUUGAAUUAGCCCCCAAUUCUUCACCUUGAAAUGCUCUGAAAGCAGAAGCCCACUCCAUACAGGGAGCCCAUCAGUUUGGCUAAAGGAAAUAGUUGGGAGAAGAAGGAUACCAUUAGGGAAGAGUUGGCAAUAUAAUUAUUUCCACUACCAGUUGAGUGGAAUGUCAUUUUCUUUUCCUGGGCUGUUAAAAUAUUUCCCAUGCAUAGUGUAUAGGGACAGGUUUCCUUGGCCAACUCUUAACCCUUACCUACAUGACAGGCAUGAAUUCUUGAAUUGCUACUUUUAAAUUUAGCACUUUUAUUGCACUUUACCUCUUUUUAAGAAAGACACUACUAAUAUUGGGGGUGGGGGGCGGGGGAAGAAUCAGUGAUACUUUUUAAAUAAAUAAUUUGAUACUACGGCAGGCUUGAGACAGAAUAGUUUUAUUAGUAUUUCUGAGUGGUCAUAAAUCAUUUGUAACGUCAGUCGCAUCUGGGACCACAGACGUUGCGUGCCAAUAAUAAAAAGCCACACCUCGUGUAGAUACAUCCUCAUUAUCGUACUUCCACUGUGGCAAGAGUUAGAACUACAAUUUAGAAGCAUCUGAGUGUCAGGUACUUCAAAACAUCUGCGAUCACCGACAUUAAAGACUAAUAGCUAUUCUACCCUUGAAAAGGCUGUGCUAACCUUUUGGGGUCCAUGAACACAUUUGCCAUGUGGGCAAAUCAUUGUGGACACCAUCCACACACCACACGACAAGAGGUGGCUUCUUUCAAGCCUAAUGUAUGCCAGAUAGCCAACAGACAUGUGCAAAUAUGUAUUUGAGCAAUCAGAAUAGAUGCAUUUAUGCAAAGCUGUGCACAAAAGCACAAUUUUCAGCUGCUGGUUUAAUGGCAUGUUGCAGAUAAGAAACCACUAACUGUGUUCUAGAAGGAACACUGGAUGAGUAAGGAUUUAAGAUAGCACAAUAUAAUACAGCAUAAAUUCUGUCGUCUUUAAGCUAUGUUUCCAGUAAGGGUACUAUCCUUGCACGAAUCCCCCCCCCCAGUGGUCCCAUUUCUUCGCAUCACCACACACUGAGUCAUAUGACGUAAUUUACAGACGUAGCUUAGUAAGUCUAGGCAAUUUACCGUUUAUUAUCAGUGGUAGCAUAUUGUUUUUAAGGGGAAGAUCAGCCUGAGCUAGAGAAUACAAAACCGUGCCUUCUCAUAUCAGCUGCUAAAAAUCAAAAAUGAUUCAUUUCCACUCUCAUUUUACAAAAUAGUGUGCUGCCUUCAGUACCAUAGGUGCAGAUUUUUAAAAUACUUGAAGUGUGCUUGCUGUGUUCUCACUUUGCCUCAGUGUUUGCAUUUGCAUGGGAUAAAACUUCUUGUUGGAGUCCUUCUGUAGAGCAGCAGCUGGGAUGCCAUUUGUGGAAGAGCCAUAUAGGUCAGUAUUUGUGCUCAUGCUUUUUAUAUGCAAAAGGCCCAGAGGUCAAUCCCCAGCAUAGGGUUUGGAAAGAUGACUGACUGAAGCCCUGCAGAGCUGCUGUCACUCAGUGUAGUUAAUACACAGUUAUUUCAGCCAGUAUUUUCUGACUCAGCAUAAGGCAGCUUCCUAGGUCUUGGGGCUGAAUCCACAUUUUUUAAUCCAGCUUUUUUAAAAAUAAUAAUAAUAAUUUGUCACUCCUUUCCUUUCCCCUCUCCAGCCCCAGGUUAUCCAUGACUUCUUUGGGCUUUGAGUUCAUCCCAUCCAUAGUUUAACAUGUUUGCUAUUAAGAUUUGGCAUGCUUUUAUAGAAAGCUAACUUGUGUCCCAGUCCACUACGUGCAACGUACAGGAGGAGAUUCUGAAGGAUGCCCCAUUCACUUCAAAGCAAGUAGCAGGUCCACAGGCACAGCUCUUUGCACAUGUAGAGCUGCCCUUCCAUUGAAGUGAGCAAGGAAACGCUUGUGGGCAGGAGAACUUUCUCUCGACACGCUAGAUCAGGUACCUGGCUAUGGCUUACAGUACAAGCAAGUCAGCUUGCAAGCAAAAAGCAAGAGUCAAUGCUCUUAUGCCUUUCCUUGAUUUUUCUCCAAAGCAGCUCCCAUGCCAGAAAAGGCAAGCCAUUACUCCGUUCAAAAAGUUGUCUUGUCUCUUCAGGAGUGACAGUUGCUUUUAGGAAGAAUUACUGUCCCAAAUGUAAUUUCUCUUGCUUGCACGCAAGUGACUUUGACUCAAGAACGUCAUAAGCUAUGCGGUAAAUUGCAAUGUGUUGAUUUUUCUGGUUAUGGAAAUUCUAAGUUACUGUAAAAUUAAGCCUUAGUAAAUGCAGUCUUCUAUGCAUUGAACAGCAAUAUUUCUUUACACACAUUUACUGGACAAGAAACCUGGUCACAUUAAAUCUUCUAAUUCUCUAUUACCCUUGCGUUCAGAUAAAGCAUAUUCUCCCCCCAAAAAGCCUUGAAUCUCCUGCUGAAAAUGCCUUAACUGAUCAAACUUAUUUAUGUAAUUUAUUUAUUUGGUGUCUCUGUGUUCAUUCAUGCAUUUAUUUCUCCCUAAGUGGUGAAUGUAGUUUUCCUUAUCCUAACCUCACAAAGCUCUGAAAUGAAUACCAAUGAUACCAUAGUGUUUGUUCUUACUUUGGAAGUGAACCCAGUUUUUCUGUGUUAAGAAAUCUUUGUAUGUAUAUUUUGUAAAUCUAGCAGCAUUUUCUUCUUCGGUGUGCACAACAAAACUGCAAGCCACCUGACAACUGUGUCCUUGAACUACUGUAACUUGGGUAAAUAGCAGAGAAGCCUGUGUCAUGCAGCUUCUCUUAUGUAAAAAUAGAGCAAUGCCAUGAACUCUUGAUACCCAACCCACUUUCCUGAAACUAACUUCCCCUUUUCCUUUUGGCCCUUGAGGGGAAUAAUAUAUUUCAUGGUUCCCUGGGGCUUCCAGGAUGCUGCUUAUCAGUACGUCGGGGGAAUAGAGAGAAAGAGGAAAAGGAGGAACUCCUCCAUGCUAGCACUUCUGCCAGAAAAGUAGAGAGGUGUCAGUUUUGGAGAGCAGGAGCUAGGGGAAAAGGUCUUUUGGGGACUGCAAGAGCUGGCAAGGGUGGGUGAGAAGCCUAAGUAUCUUAUGGCUCAAACUUUCAUUGUCUCAUCAGACAUUCAUGUCUAAAUCCAAUCUGAGCUGGCAUCUCUGUUCAGAUAGGAAAGCAAGCCUGCAUUAUCUUAAAAACCGAUCAAGUGUUUUGCAUUUAUGACAGUGUUACGGGGAAGGCACUGCUCCCUGCCCAUUUAGUUUUGUAACUUAAGCAGAAAAUGAAGGCUGGGUGGCUGCAGUUUCACCGACCUAUUUUGGUGUUGAUUCCCUCCCCUCCCCCUUUUAUUGUACCGCACAGUUUGUGAUUAUUACUCCAUGGUUGACAUUUGCACUUUAAUAAAGAGAUGAGAAUCUUACAAAAUGCUACAUGCUUGAGCUGUUCUUGUGAUAAAAAUCAAACUUAGUAAAGGACUUAAGAUACCUUCUGUCUGCUUAUGGCAAAGUGAGGUAUGUCUUGAAUUACCAGGGAGCAGCGUGUAGAAGAAAACGCGUUGCAAGUUAUCGGAAAAUGCGAGCUUCCAGAGAAUUGCCAUUAAAAGUGAAAAAUAAUCACGGGUGACACAAAGGCAGCCACAAUAUUAAGGAAAGCCUAUUGGUGUUUCCCACUAGAAAUAUGGGCAGAAUGCUAUGCUAGAAUUUGUUCCCACAUACUAUUUAAUUGUAUUUUCCCCAACACUAACUUCAGGCACCCAUGUACUGGGCCUAAAAUAGGUUUUCUGCUAGAGAGAGUGAGUCCCAGAUUCUAGCACAGUGUAGGGAAAUUCAGCUAAUUGACAUGACUAUCAAGGAAAUAUCUCAGUAUUUGCCAUUUUUCAUUCCUACAAUCCAGCUCGGGUGGUUGCAUAUCAAAGAGACUGACAAGCCAAGUCAAAGUAAUUAACGUUAAAUUUAUCUAAUGUGGAAACUGUUCAUUUACACAAAUCCACAUUUCUUCUGAGUUUUCUCCUGAGAUUAUGGAAGUUCAAUAUUUUGUGCUGGCAAACCUGUGUUUUGUAGGCUUAAGCCACUUUGAAAGCAAGCGUGCAUGUCAGCUCACUUAAUUCUGUCCACAUGUUAGAAAAUCAAAACUCCAGGGUAUCAACUUCUAAAGAAGUUCUUGCUUGAGAUUGGGAUUUGGCUUUUAUUCAGAUUUUCCCCACAUGCUGUACUAUCUGCUCAUUUUAACAAGUGUCAUUUCUACAAUUGGCUUUCCAUAACGAAUCAUGUUUUCUAACAAAUUGUUGUUAUAUAAUCUCUUAACAUAACAUCUUGAAACAAGCAGAAACUCUAAUUUGAUUGUGCAAGCUUGAAACAAUGUAGUUUUCAAGGCCUCUGUGCACACGGUGCCUAUUUUUGCCAAUCUGCAUUAGUUUUACUUUCUUUGGUGAGUCUUCUACAAUGAGCUCAGAUAUUCAUUGUGCAUACUCCCAUUCAACCCUUCUUUGCACAGUUUACCAUGGGAUGCCCGGCUGGGAAGACAUUGUAAAUCUAGAGGGAAAUCAGCCCAUUUACCACAAAAAUCAGAAGAACAGGCCAACAUGCAUUUGUGUCAAGGCCUCUCAUCUUUGAACUAGCCCCCCCCCCCCCCCAUGGCCAUUUGUUCCUAACUCAAAGCCACUUCCCUUGUUUUAUUAAAGCUACUUGCAGAUUAAGUUAAAUAAAAACAGGAAGCCAAGUUUUAAGCAGCAUCGCCUUCAAAAACAAUCUAUUAAAUGUCAAUUCAUACUUCAUUUUAUUUACAUCUACAAUGAAUGCAUCAAGUAUGCCAACAGCACAUCUAAUGAUAUACAGGGAUUGAUGCAGACUUAAUAUAGGAGCAUACAAUACAAAUGCCAAGGCUUACAUUUUCAUCAUUGACAACACACACAGACCAGCUGUUUCACACACAAAAUGGUAAGUACGCUGGCCAUGAUCCAAGGAACCAGGGUGAUUUCUGCACAUGCACAGGGACUUUACAUGUUCUCCAUCUGUCAUAACUGAAAAUCCUCUUGUUCAGGAGGGGAUGGGAGCUGGAAACAGAACCCGACAAAAGCCUCCUAUACAUAUGCCGGUUCAUUAGCCGUGUGUAUGAGGGUCUUGGGAUCCCUGCAGGUACCUAGAAUCUAAAUUAUCAAGUCACACGAACGGCACAGCAUGAACUUGAAAAACAAUUUUGAACUUGCAAUAUUGAAAAGCAACCAUGCUCAACUCCAAGUCUAUCAUUCAAGUAAGUGGCAGCUGUUAACUCUGAGCUACUGAAGAAUUCAAGCUUAGCAUUCAGUUUGCCAUCGACAACUCAAUUCUAUUUCUUCCCACGCAAAGAAGGUUUGUUACUGGUGCUUAUUUUCGGUGGAUGCCAUCAAUACAUCAUCACUUCAUAGGAAACAGUUGUGCUGCAGAUGUACAGUGCUAAUGUCUGCUACAAAAGAAAAGACACAAGUUUACCCCAGCAUUGCACGUGGAUAUUUAUUGAAAAGCCACACCAAAUUCUUUAUUGAUGAUAAAAUACAUUGGGAAAGAAAAGAAGCAACUCCCUUAGCAGUGUUUGGCUGAUGACAUAGAACACCUACUUUAAAAUAUGAUCUUGGGGAAUCCAGAAAAGUAUAAAACAAUGCAGCUACAUAAGAACACGAAUCAUUCCCAAAAUAAAAUUAUAAAGGAGCCUCUUACUUUAAUUGUCUCAAAGAAGAAACAAAACUACCAAAUGCUGAUGAAAUUGUUCCCUAACAUAGGGAUAACAAAUACACAAAAUUUACCUGAAAUUCAAGUGUUCUAGUAGCACAAAUCCAUCUAGGAAAGAAUAAAAUUUUAUUCAUAAAUCUUAAUAUUUUAGGCAUAUGCAAAAUCCUCCAAACAUAAAUGCCUUAAAACUGGUGAAUAUAGUUAAAGAUAUGCCAGGAAUAAGUUUUCCUAAUUCAAAUUGCCAGUUUCAAAUACUGAUCCAAGUAAGUAAUCCAUAGCCCAUCAUUGGUAGCAGAAUUUUGGUUUCUGGAAAUAAAGGAGAAAAAGGAGUCUGGUUCUCAGCGGUAGAAGAGUCUGGGGAGCCCAGAAUUUCAUUUGAGCUACUGACACAUUCAGAUUUCUACCCUGUUCUUCCCUGCAAUACUCAAUACCCGGUUUGUGAUAAUUGAGACUGCCAACUCUCCUCUUACCCACCCAAACUGUUUUGUUCAUGCUCUGCUUAAAACAUGGCCGUUCCAUUCAACAGAAAACUUACAUUUGCCUUCAGAAUUCCGACAUAUCAAUUGGUUCCCUUCCGUAAUAUCAAUGACUUCAAGUUUCUCGCCUGCCGUGAUCCUCAAGUCAAGUUUUCCUUUGGUCAAAGUAUUUGAGCAGUGUGCAACUGCAGUAUUGAUUACCCCGAUCUCCUUAUCAUACUGAGAGAAGGGAAUAAGAAAAUAAAGAUGCAAUCCAAUGUAUAUACUUACUGGGGAAAGACCCAUUGAAAAUAAUGGGGUUACUUUCAAUUAAGCAGAGGUAGCUAAAAGGGCUUGGGCAUCCUGAAUGGUUCUUUGAACAAAAGAUACACACACACAUCACAAGCUGCUUUGCAAAGUCUCAAGUUUCAGAAGUAGGUUGCCACGCAGCAUCAGGAUGGCGGAACAUAUGAAUGUUUGAGAAAUGCAAGGCCAAACCUUCAUUGGGCAUGCAGAAGAACCAGUUGUAUUAUUAUUCGGAUUUCAGGCUAUAUCAUGAGUUUGAACAUUUCCAAUCACUAUUAAGGAGGAUCUGCAGCCUUCUGAAUAGACCAUGAAAUAUAUGAAUGAUGCCUACGGUUUGUUUAAAAAUAAUCCUAGUAUCCAAACCACCAGGUAUUAGGGCUCGCAAAAUAUAGCAGCAGAAAGGUUGAUUUCCCCAAAGUCUCAGAAGCAGAUUUAAAAUGAAAAUGAACACUAGAUUUUUU
Messenger RNA from Zootoca vivipara (common lizard), 13316 nucleotides. It is a transcript of the gene PRKAA2, whose product is annotated as protein kinase AMP-activated catalytic subunit alpha 2. The record is from RefSeq and is a predicted model, not a curated record. Gene Ontology annotation, biological process: intracellular signal transduction; protein phosphorylation. Gene Ontology annotation, cellular component: cytoplasm. Lineage: Eukaryota; Metazoa; Chordata; Lepidosauria; Squamata; Lacertidae. Gene Ontology annotation, molecular function: ATP binding; AMP-activated protein kinase activity.